AAAAUUGUAUUGGCAUGUUCUUUAAUGUCAAACUGGAAUAAAAUUUAAGUGCACAACCAAGGGAAGGCGUACAAAAAUUAUACGCAAUUAUUCGUAAAAAAUGAGUAAGGAGCAUUUUUCAAAAGUUUUGGAGAACUUGAAUUCAUUAAGAAAAUCAUCUAAAUUAUGCGAUGUCAGUUUCUCCGUUGAUGGUGACAUAAUCGAGGUCCAUAAGGCCAUAUUGGCCGCUAGUAGCCCUUAUUUUCAUGCAAUGUUCACUGCAGGACUCAGGGAGUCCAAUCAGCAGGUCAUACAUAUGCAAGGGGUCACUUCAGAAUCCAUGAAAUUGCUGGUAGAUUUCGUAUACGGCGAAAACAUAAAAGUUACUUGCGAAAAUGUUAAAAACCUUCUUAUGGCCGCAGAUAUGUUAGAAAUACACGAAGUCGUUUACAUGUGUUCGAGAAAUAUUCUAAAGAAUUUGGAUAAUUCGAAUGUUCUCGAAAUUUAUUGUUUUGCAGAUGAUCAUAAUUUAAUAUAUUUAAAAAAUGCGACGUUACUGUACGUUUGUCACAAUUUUUCGAAAAUACGUGUACAAGAAAAUUGGCUUCGCUUAACAAAAUAUCAAACAAUUGAAAUUCUUGCGUCUGAAAACUUAGUUUUGGAUUCUGAACAGGAGGUUCUCGAAGCGGCCAUGAAAUGGCUUAGGCAAAACGAAACCGAAGUACAAAAAGACAUCUACGACGUUUUAAAACAAGUGCGAUUUCUACUUUUUCCUAUAGAGGUGGUAGAAAACUAUAUUGAGAAAUGUUUUGAACCAAAAUUGCGAAAUGCCUUGAUAACCAUUCACGUUGAUCUCACAUCGGAAAACAGCAACCUAAUUCGUUUACAACAGGGCAAACCACGGUUAAGAAAACAAAUUUAUGCUCUUUGCGUGGACAAUUAUAGGCCCCAAAAAUUGUUCGGACAUGGCCAGCAAGAAGAAAACUACAUUUUCAAAAGAUUCAACAGUCUUACGGAAGAAUGGACCGAAGUGCCAACAAAAGUGAAAUGUCCGGUUAUUGCCCAAAUCGCAACCCUGUACGGCAAUAUUUACGCUAUAGGUUCGGACAGUACCUGUUCCUACUGUUACAUGUAUAACACAAACGAAAAUUUGUGGAUUAAAAAGUCGAAUUUAAUGUUACCUAGAUGCGAAUUUGGUUUGUGUUCGUUAAAAAACACCCUGUGUGCAAUUGGGGGAUGGACCAGGGGCGAAAUCGACCAAACAAUAGAGACUUACGAUUUUGUUAACGACACAUGGGAUAUUUACGAUAAUUUACCAGAACCAAGGUAUUGCAUGGGCGUUGUAGUCCACGAAGGGGUGAUUUAUUUAGCAGGGGGUUCCACUAAUGAGGCCAGAUACACCAGCGAUUUUGUUGGUUUUAAUUUUAGGGACCGCGUUUGGGUAACUUUGGCCCCUUUGCUACAAAUAAAGAGCCAAUUAAGUUUAGCAGUACAAAAUGACGUUUUGUACGCGAUAGGAGGAUGUAACGACAGUGGGGAUUUAAAAACUGCAGAAAGUUAUUCUUUUCAAAACGUAUUAUUAUUAUUAUUAUUGUUAUUGUUUGAAUUUAUAAUUGGGAUGUGCCUGGUAGUGCCGUCUUUAGAGGAAGGGGACCAUNCCCAAAUCGCAACCCUGUACGGCAAUAUUUACGCUAUAGGUUCGGACAGUACCUGUUCCUACUGUUACAUGUAUAACACAAACGAAAAUUUGUGGAUUAAAAAGUCGAAUUUAAUGUUACCUAGAUGCGAAUUUGGUUUGUGUUCGUUAAAAAACACCCUGUGUGCAAUUGGGGGAUGGACCAGGGGCGAAAUCGACCAAACAAUAGAGACUUACGAUUUUGUUAACGACACAUGGGAUAUUUACGAUAAUUUACCAGAACCAAGGUAUUGCAUGGGCGUUGUAGUCCACGAAGGGGUGAUUUAUUUAGCAGGGGGUUCCACUAAUGAGGCCAGAUACACCAGCGAUUUUGUUGGUUUUAAUUUUAGGGACCGCGUUUGGGUAACUUUGGCCCCUUUGCUACAAAUAAAGAGCCAAUUAAGUUUAGCAGUAGAAAAUGACGUUUUGUACGCGAUAGGAGGAUGUAACGACAGUGGGGAUUUAAAAACUGCAGAAAGUUAUUCUUUUCAAAACAAACAAUGGACAAAAUUACCAUUAAUGAAAAUACCAAGAAAUAGAGCUAUAGCUGUUUCAAUUGAUGGAUUAGUUUAUGUGAUUGGAGGUGAAAAAGACAGUUGCACCAAUUUAUAUCGAGCACAAUGCAACGUUUCGUCUGUAGAAUGUUUCAAUCCUCUGACCAAUAUGUGGUACGAACGUGCUUCUUUAUUUGACUGUAAAGCUGCCACUGUUGUAUAAAAUAAAGUGGUUUCUAUCAAAA
Molecule: messenger RNA, 2393 nt
Organism: Agrilus planipennis (emerald ash borer)
Lineage: Eukaryota; Metazoa; Arthropoda; Insecta; Coleoptera; Buprestidae
Product: actin-binding protein IPP-like
Exons: 8
Coding region: 101-2371 (756 amino acids)
Molecular function (GO): protein binding
Source: RefSeq, a predicted model, not a curated record